This is a messenger RNA of Staurois parvus, 624 nucleotides long. Lineage: Eukaryota; Metazoa; Chordata; Amphibia; Anura; Ranidae. The record is from the annotation of a GenBank genome assembly.
CAGGGGGGAGAGAAGCCAUAUUCUUGUCCUGAGUGUGGGAAAUGUUUUUCAGUGAAGUCCAGUCUUUACAGACAUCAGAGAUCUCACACGGGCGAGAAGCCAUAUUCCUGUUCUGAGUGUGGGAAAUGUUUUUCACAGAAGUCUCAUCUUUACACACAUCAGAGAUCUCACACAGGGGAGAAUGCAUAUUCCUGUUCUGAGUGUGGGAAAUGUUUUACAAGGAAGUCCAAUCUUUACAUACACCAGAGAUCUCACACGGGGGAGAAGCCAGUUUCCUGUUCUGAGUGUGGAAAAAGUUUUUCAGAGAUGUCCGGUCUUCAUAAACAUCAGAGAUCUCACACUGGGGAGAAGCCGUAUUCUUGUCCUGAUUGCGGAAAAUGUUUUUCACAGAAGUUCAGUCUUCAUCAACAUCAGAGAUCUCACACGGGGGAGAAGCCGUAUUCCUGUCCUGAGUGCGGGAAAUGUUUUUCAGACAAGUCCAAUCUUUCCAGACAUCAGAGAUCUCACACAGGAGAGAAGCCGUAUUCCUGUCCUGUCCUGAGUGCGGAAAUGUUUUUCAUGGAAGUCCAGUUUUUACACACAUCAGAGAUCUCACAUGGAGAAGAAGCCACUUUCCUGUCCUGA